Molecule: messenger RNA, 985 nt
Organism: Neodiprion fabricii
Lineage: Eukaryota; Metazoa; Arthropoda; Insecta; Hymenoptera; Diprionidae
Product: chromatin complexes subunit BAP18
Exons: 4
Coding region: 147-680 (177 amino acids)
Cellular component (GO): NURF complex; MLL1 complex
Source: RefSeq, a predicted model, not a curated record
CGCGGUUUAGGAACGUUAACCAUAAAUUUCCCGCCAAGUACCAUUACCGUUGGAUAUUGGGUGCCAUUCCCACCCCCAUUUUCCACCCCAAGUCACGUGUUCUUUGGUACUUCCCCCCUGAUAUACCAAGAAUCUAGCCAUAAGCCAUGGAGCUCGAGAGCGGACAGAAGGUCGGUGAAAUAUUCACGGCCGCUGGAGCAGCGUUCAACAAAUUGGGAGAACUUACCAUGCAAUUACACCCAACUACGGAUUCACCCGCCGGUAAAUGGACUGACGAAGAAAUUGAAAUGCUUCGUCAUUCUGUAAAAACGUUCAGCGAAGAUCUGAACAAAAUCAGUGAACACAUCAAGGGAAGAACAGUAUCUCAGAUAAGAACGACGCUUAAGAAAAAAGCUUUCGAAGAAGCCGGGGUACCGAUAAGGCAACAGCAAGUUAUUUCUCAACAAAAUGUCCAGCAAAGUGGUGGCGGCGGAGGCGGUGGGGGAGGCGGAACAGGUCAGCAGCAGGCUCAGACCCAGAAACAACAAGCGGCUGGUAAUCAAGGCAUGAUGGGUAAAUCCGCAGAAGUUACCCUCAACAUGUUAAACGCCCCAGAAUCUGAAGUAGACGUCGAAGGUUUACCGGAGGAAUGUCAAGUUAAGUUAGAGUUUGAAGGAGCGACAGAGGAGGUUGCCUCCUAGAUUUGGUUGGUUGUAAAAUAUUUUGAAGGGUGGGUGAGCUUAUUACUGGGUAAAUAUUGUUGUUUAUUCAAAAAUAAGUAGGAGAAAAUUGUGUAUAUUUAUGAGGAGCAUUUGAUUGCUCUGCGUUGAUGCAAAGAAUAUUAAUAACGUAAAUAGGUAUAGGUAAUUAGAAAUACGAUUGAUCAUUCUCAAUCUUACAGGAAAAAUGUGUAUUUAUUAAGAUUUUCAAAGGUAUUAAUUAUAACCUGUACUUUGGAUGUUUGAAAGAAAUUAUUUUUCAAUAAAAAUUUAUGUAUGUUUCCGUA